Molecule: messenger RNA, 1275 nt
Organism: Mesorhabditis belari
Lineage: Eukaryota; Metazoa; Nematoda; Chromadorea; Rhabditida; Rhabditidae
Source: the annotation of a GenBank genome assembly
AUGGAAGACGUUUGGGGAGAGAUCUUUUCCCAUCUUGAUCCCAUCGAUUUGAGUCGAUGUGAGCGAGUAAACAAAGAAUUCUAUUGUCGGGCGAGGAAUGCUUGGAGCAGGGAAAAGGUGUUAGACACUCUACACAAACGGUUUCAAUGUGUGGAUGAGACGGCGAUUGGAGCACUCUUAGAUCGCACCGGUGAACGGAUGGAUUUGAUCCGUUUGGGCCGUCCAUCAACCUCUCAACUCUACACAUCGAACUUUCGCUCAUCACAACUCGAAAUCCCAUCAAAUCUCCAUUUCACCGGUUCUCACGCGAGAAAAAUCUCACAACUCUAUCGACUUAAGAGGCUACGCUUUCACCGUAUGAUUAUCACAUUGAAUGCUUUGGAAGAGAUGCAGAAUUUUCCCGCAUCAUUGGAGGACUUGACUUUUUUCGCGUGUCGCUUUGAGGUGUUCUCAUUGGAAGAAGCUGAGUUGGCAGAGAAUUCUAUGAUUCGUCUGCUCGAGAAAUGCGUCAAAUUGAAGACUUUUCGAAUUGAGACUCGUUGGUGUGGAUGGCUGAAAGCGAGUCGAAAAUUGAUCGCCGCUUUGCCCCGAUCACUUUCCGAGCUUCACCUCAAUCUCGGUGAUGCGCCCGAGCUCAACAAUCUCGACUUCAUUCGAUCAAUGAAUCUAACCACUCUCGGCGUCGCGCAAAACGUUUUCCAAGCCAAUGCCUUGUCAACUCUCUUGUCGAUGAAAUGCCUGAAAUCGCUGGAUCUCUCGAAUUCUCGUCUAAUCGAUGACUUCACAGCUUUAGGCCAAAUUGAUUCUCUACGUGAGUUGAACCUAUCCGGUUGCUACAGCCUCUUCAAUCGUUCAUUUGAAACAAUCUGCAUGGGAUGUCCUCGUUUGAUCCAUUUGAACAUUGAUGCUUGCUUUCGUUUGACUCGUCUUUCCCUUGAGAAAAUCGCAUUUUUAUUCAACUUGGAAUGCUUGUCCCUCUCGGGUAUCCCGGCUGUCAACGAUUCGAUAUUGGUGCAUAUCUCUGGAUUGGCUCACAUUGCAACACUCGAUCUAUCCAAGUGUCCAGGCAUCACUUCUCUCGGCGUUGAAUGGUCGUUAAACUCACUUCCCUCUCUACAAUUCAUUUCACUUCGUGGCUCUUCUCCAAGUGCUCAAAAAUGCGUGACCCCAAUCGGGAGUGGGAUUUUUGUCGAGCGUGAUCCUUUACCGGUUCAAUUCCCCACUCCACCACCUGCACCAACGUCUUGGCCUCCAUCAACCGUUAUGAUCAGCUCU